UAGAGCCCUGAGUCAGUACGGAAGCGAGGGAGCAAAUUAGCGGAGGUUGAGACAGAGCGGAUGAAAUCUGACAUUUUAAAAAGCGUCGAUCUCCAUUAUAAUAUCAAAGACAAGAGAGAGGGCGAUAGUACGACUAAGCGAAAAAGCCAAUCUGAGAAGACCUCCUGUGUGACAAAGAGUGUGAUACAAGACUCUAUCCAGCUUGCUUGUCGAUAAGGCCACAAAGGAACCGGCGACAACUUAAUUUUUGCAGACAAUCAUUUACAGCGGGAUUUCCGACGACAAACACCGUCUUCCGCAAAACGGGUUGCCUAGAGACACUGGACCGUGUAUAUUGGGCGUGCAAACUCAAUUUACGCAGACGACCUCAAGGUUUGAUUUUCUUUACUUUGGCGUUGUAUUACGGCAAGAGCGAUUGAAUAUUGCAUUCAUAUGGUAAUGUAUUAACCAGCGUAGAAGCCUUUUCUCAAGGUGUCACUGCAAUCAAAAGCGCUGACUUUUUUAUCAACUCAUUAGUGUUUCAAAUACAAAAGCUAAAACGUUAGCGUUUAGGGACGCAGCUUCGCUGGUCGGCACUGUUUUGGUCUGCAACAACCUUUCUGAAUCUGGUUUCAUUUUGUCGGCUCGGUUGCACUAGGAUGUGACAACUGUAACAAGGAAAACUGCUGUAGAAAAAGAGUGUCUUUGAACGGGUAUCUCUAACAAACUAAAGCAGGCCUUCUAAGCGUACUGAACACCCAGGCGUUUUAACAGAGUACCGAGUUCAUAAUUUUCGAGUACUGACUUCGGAAACGAUGCAGUUCUUUCUGUUCCUUGCGUGUUUUCUGAGGAUACAGAUCCUAUCGGUCGCGCAAAAGAGGUAUUACCGCCCUGGAAAUAUAACCAUCGGAGCCCUUCUUCCAUUCCACGUCAAGAACGACCAGGACGGCUGCGGCGAGUUUUACGCGUUCGGCGUCGGCUACUACGAGGCAUUCACACUCGCUAUUGAACGAAUAAACAACGACACGGCCCUUCUCCCUAACAUUACCCUUGGAGUGGACAUUUGGGAUUACUGUGAUCUUCCGGCGAUCGCUGUGAAGGAGGCACACGGUAUCGCGAUGAAUAACUAUCUGAAUGAGAUAGGAGCGGUCAAGGGCGGUACAGGUGAUAAGAGCUUCGACGUUACGGCUCCUGUUGUGGCAGUGAUUGGUACGGAGGACUCGAGCAGCACAAGUCUGGUCUCUAGUUUGUUGCAGGUUGUGAACAUCACGACCAUAAGUCCUUUCGCGACGAGCGAGGAGCUCAGUAUGCCGUACUACAGCAAAUUCUUCCGCACUAUACCCCCGGACGGGCAGCAAGCCAAGGCCAUGGUGGAUAUCAUAGAGCAUUUCGGAUGGAAGUAUGUCGCCGCAGUUGCGGUGGACCACUCAUACGGGCGGUACGGCGUGAGGGCGCUUGAGAAGGAGGCGUAUAACAGGGGUUCUUUUUGUAUCGCAUUUGUGGACUACUUCACAAGAUCAGGCUACAUGGGAAAGAUUACAAGUAUCAUUCAAAAGCUCAAGCGCGAAACUAACAUCCGGGUCAUCGUAUUCUGGAGUAGUUACGAGCCCGCGAAGCGAUUCCUGGAAGAAGCAAGCGCGCAAGGCAUGACGGGACGGACAUUCCUGAUGAGCGAAGCAAUGGCAACUAUCGCUCAAGAUCUCCUUCAGAGACAUGUCGACGUGCUGAACGGCUCAAUCGGUCUCAUGCCUCACCGUUACCGCGAUCACGUGUAUGAAGCUCAUCUGCGCAUGCUCAGUGCAGCUGACACGCGGGGUAACCCGUGGUGGGACGAGUUCUGGGCGAGUGAAUUCGGGUGCGAUAACUCGCAAAGUAAAUCGAGCAAUCGUUGUAGAGACUCGUUGGAAGUUUCCCAGUCGGGAUUUAACCGCUUGUAUAACAGCUACAAUCCGUAUCUUGCGGAUGCGGUAUACGCCAUCGCGCAUGCGCUAGAUGAUGCCCGGAAUUGUACGCGUGAUUGCACGAAGUCCCCGGAUGUUUCCCCUGGAGAUGUAGCGAAAUACUUGAGGCAAGUCUCAUUUAAGGGUUUCACAGGUCACGUGUACUUCAGCGACCAAGGAAACCCAGCGGAUUCUUUCUACGACGUUGUGCAUUUCCGGUCUAGCGAGACCACUGGCCCGUUUUCCGUUCAGAUAGUGGGCUCAUGGCGCCAGAGCGACCUCAAGCCUGCCUUGUUCAGCGUGAAUCAAUCACGCAUGCGCUGGAAUAACGAACGAAACCAAAUACCUGCUUCUGUUUGCAGCGAAACCUGUCAAGCCGGUUUUAGGCAAACGAAAACAGUAGCAUGCUGUUGGGAAUGUCUACCCUGCCAAACAGGUUAUAUCAAUUCGGUCCCAGGUUCUCUUAACUGUACAAAAUGUCCCUUUAGACAAAUGUCUAAUUUGGGUAAUACAGAGUGUGUGGACCUUCCAGUUGUCAACAUAAGCUGGACGGACACGACGAGCGUUUUAUUUCUGAUCUUCACUGCCAUAGGGAUGGUCGCUACGAUAUUUACAUUUGCCGUGUUCAUCAUUCACCAGGAUACUCCGGUCGUAAAGGCAUCAAACCGCGAACUUAGCUAUCUCUUGCUGUUACUUAUCGCACUUUCGUUUGUUUUGACAGUACUGCAUCUCGCUAUUCCCACCACUGCACUGUGCUACGCCGUCCAGCCUUACCGAUAUCUCACAUGCACUGCCUCCGUCUCCAUACUCCUCCUAAAGACAAAUCGUCUCGUGCGCGCAUUUCAAACCAAUGUCAUUCCACCAUGGUUCAAGAAAUAUGUCCUGGACCGCAAGCGCCAGCUGUAUGUAGUCUUCCUACUAAACAGUAUUCAGAUUAUACUAACAGGGCUAUGGAUAGGGCUAGACCCGCCGUACAUGAGCGAAGACAUCCACCCCCAAGAGUAUGUUUUCCUUGCGUGCUUACCAUUUAAGACAAAAACCGGGAACGCCUUACGCACCAUCAUGUUUGUUUAUUUUAUUUUUCUCUCACUCGUGUCUUCUGUGUAUGCAUUCAAGGCGCGCAGGUUGCCUGACAACUUCAACGAAGCGCGCUUCAUAGGGUUCUCAAUGUAUGUGAUGCUAUUAUCCUGGAUAGCGUAUUACCCCGUGGAUUCUGCCCUCGAGGGGUACUACAUAACCAUAGUGGCUUGUGCCACGGCUCUUGUCAUUGCGUACGGGUUGCUAUUAUGUUUGUUUGCACCAAAACUUUUCGUUAUUCUUAGAAGACCGCAGCAAAAUACGGUGGACUUUGUGAAGACAGAGCUGGGUCAUUUUAGCGUGAAUAUCGCCAAUGCGUAUGCGCAUAAGGUAAACCCAGUAAUCGCUCGAGCCUCCCCGGACUCAAGUCACGUGAUACAAGACCAGUUACAAGACCGUGAGACUAGCAAUGUAAAACAUCAUAGCGAAGCAUGUUGAAAUGGUGAGUUGCACCUGAAUUAUAUACGUACUACUUGCCUUUCAACAAGGUAAAGGGGACAUAUUGAGAACAUGGUGUACAUUGAAAUGGGCCGUCAUUGACUGAUGUAAUAACUUUACCUCCUCGUUUUCGUAGUAGUCGAUAGUAUAGUCAGGGUUGACGACGAAAAAUCGCUUUUUCCAGUUCUUGAUAAGCGCUCCUUGUUUGAUAAGGUAUCCAGUCUUCCUCGGCUCCUUGAGCUCAACAGGCUAAAAUAAAUGUACAGGUAUAAAAAAAAUACAAACACGCCAUCCUCGUUAACUAUACGACUCGUAAAUUAGAGAACUUGUAUUCUAAAUAUAGUCUCCACGAUUCAGCAGAUAGCGUGGGCCGCGCCACCCUGGGUACUAGAGCCUCCAGACUUCUCUCGUUUAGUGACGCUCAGUCGAAAUGUUGCUUCGUUCGUCGAGACAUUUUGGCUGAGCGUCACAGGACGAGAAAAGUUUGAAUAAAAGAGAGCAUAGAUAGUCUUUUCACGUUUGAUAUUUUGCUAGGGUGAUAACAAUGUGGGUGACAGGCAUUUUCUAGUAAAGUGCACGUGAAAAAUUAAACGCUACGCAUGUGACGUUAAAUUGAUAUUCUGAGAAAAAUAAAGACUACAUGCAAAAUGCCUGGCUUAUAAAAA
This is a messenger RNA of Nematostella vectensis (starlet sea anemone), 4099 nucleotides long. Its product is annotated as metabotropic glutamate receptor 4. The coding region runs from base 795 to 3434 and encodes 879 amino acids. Gene Ontology annotation, biological process: G protein-coupled glutamate receptor signaling pathway; regulation of synaptic transmission, glutamatergic. The transcript is spliced from 4 exons. Gene Ontology annotation, molecular function: adenylate cyclase inhibiting G protein-coupled glutamate receptor activity. Gene Ontology annotation, cellular component: membrane. The record is from RefSeq and is a predicted model, not a curated record. NCBI's taxonomy places the organism in Eukaryota, Metazoa, Cnidaria, Anthozoa, Actiniaria, Edwardsiidae.